UACGAAGCCGAAGGGAAGUCUUGACUGAUCUUGUGUUGACUGACUGUGUUGUGUGAGACUGUGAGCUUGGUGGCUGAAAAAGAGUGAAAAGGACCUUGUCGUUGUCGCUGUUCCAAAUGAAUCUCUUCUUCCGCUCAUCUUGUAUUGAAUACCAAGACCUGGGUGUUCAGGCAUAGAUCACCUAAUGCCCUGUUCAGUGAGAGAUGUGGAGCACUGAGUAGUACCUUUUUUUUGUAGACCUCAGAUAAGGAUUUGGGAUCACUGCAAAGUAUCUUCCAGUUCUGCUGUCUUCUGUUUUUGUUGCGUUGUGAACGCGAUAACAAAACUGCAAACAACCGUGCGACUUCAGAAUUGAGCCGCCAUGAAGAAGGUCAACAAGCAGCUUGGUAUGCUGCAGCGUGCUGGAGCUGAGAAGCUAGGACGGGCGGAGAAGUCAGUCGAGGAGUUGCCGGAUCAUAUUUCAUUGGUGCAGCGGCAUCAUGAAGUGACCCGCACCAGCUGUGAGCGUGUACAGAAGAAACUAAGCAGCAGCUUCCAGGGCUCCGGCAGCGAGUACGAGAAAAGAGUGAGAAAGCUCCCUCAGACUGCGCUAGCAAACUGUCUUCAUGAGGCCAGUGCUGAGAUGGGCACCACGCCGCUCGCUCAAAUCCUGGACUUAUGUGGUGAUGUGACGCAGCGUAAUGCUAUGCAAAGUGCUUGCCUAGAGUUACUUGUGGAGGAGGAGAUCAUCAAUCCGUUAAACCAAUACUUGGAGCAUGAUGCCAAUGCUCUCGAAAAGCUUUUCAAGAAGCUGCAAAAGGGCCGUCUGGAAAUGGACAGUGCUGCAAGCAGGGUGCACAAGUUUGAGAAGCGACCUGCUGGAACACCAACGCCGGAGCAGGAAGAGAAACGCCUGCGCUUUGAAAUGGAACAGACCGAGUCCAAAUUCCACAGUUUGCAGAGUCAGUACGUUACAGAUCUGCUGGAAGUCUCCUCCAAGGAACAUGGCAUGGCAUCAAACUUUGUGUCCAUGAUGGAACAUCAAAUUCGCUUCCACGAAGAGUGCCUAUCGCGUCUCAAUCAAACGGUGCCACGGAUGCGUGAGAUCAUCGAUCACACUCCGUUCCGUCCGUCGUUCGGUGUCGAUCUUGCCACUCACUGUAGUGUGAACGGCAAGAAUGUGUCGAUGGUCAUUGAGAACUGCUGUGCUGCGCUACUACCGCACAUUGAAGAAGAAGAGGGUUUGUUUCGCUUAGCCGGUUCAGUGUCGCAGGUCAAGAAACUCAAAGCACACAUCGACUACGGACUGUUGGACUUCUCUGAGGUGUCCCCGCACACAGUGGCAGGUGUUCUCAAGUUAUAUCUGCGAGAACUGCCUGACCCACUGUUCACAGAAGAACGCUACGAGGAUUGGAAGGGCAUCUCUUUAAUGCCCGACUCGCAACACAAUGAGAAGAUGCAGCUAUCGUAUCAAUACCUACAUCAACUCCCCGACGUCAACUAUGCAAACAUCAGAUACCUCAUGUGUUUCCUGAACAAGAUGAGCCAAUAUCAAGAAGCAACCAAGAUGGGUGCAAGUAAUCUUGCGCUUGUGAUCGGCCCCAACUUGUUCGUCAACAAUCAAAAUGCUGAUGCAUGUAUGCAUGACACCGGUCCACUAUGUACCCUGGUCGAAUCCAUCAUCACGCAUGCUGAGUACUUCUUUCCUGAAGGCUGUGAAGUAAAUGAAGUAAUACCCAGUAUCUUCUCCACCGACACACUGACUACGUUAGAAAGCUCAUGCCCCACUCGACCGAGAUUCGACACGUCUGCGUCGGGAGCUGGCGUCCACCAUAUGACUAUGGCCACCCCGCCGGUUACGAACGGGGACUCCUUUAUCGCCGAAGGUGAUGAGAUAAGUCUGGAAUCUGUUCAGGUAUCUCCAUCCCAGGAUCAAAUGCACGUUAUCACACUCAGCUCCGACACAAGGGUACAAGCCUCUCCCAGAGAUGGCCUAGCCAGAGCUCAGGAAGGUUUCCACAAAGCCUCGCAAGAAGGUCUCCAGAAGGCCUCAAACUCCAGUGGUCGGGGUCGUGUGAUGAGCAGUGCCACCAAUGCUGCGUCAUCGGCAGUUUCCAGUCUUCGCAGCAAACUGAUGCAGAAAGAUAAAGACAAGGACAGGGAGCGGGAUCGAGGCGAUCGAGGUGAACGUGUUGAGAAGCCAGAGCGGCCUGAGAGGCGACAACCGCCUACCUCACCUCCGUCUCGUUAUUCACCAUCCCCGGCUACAUCUCCACCGGCAGCACAAUCACCACCAUCAUCAUCAUCAUCAUCAUCAACAACAACAUCAACAAGUUCCCAACCAACUAAACCGCUAGUGCCGCAGCCUAAUCAGCCUCAUCCGAGUAGAAAUAUCUCCCCUACUCAAUCAGAGCCAACAUCACCUCCGCCGCAAGGAUCACAUCCCCCUGGGCGUCCCCCUCCUACAACUCGAACGUCUUCGUCUUCCUCUAUGUCGCCACAGCAUGCCCCUCCAGCGCGUCCCUCCACCCGUCCGCCCGUUCCUAACCGAUCUCGUACAACCACAGCGUAGCCAGCAAUGUGGCGUUGUUGCGGUCAAUCGUCGUAUUGUGUGUGUGUGUGUGUGUGUGUGUGCGCGCGUGCGUGUGUUUGUUUGUGUGUGGCCAUGUAUGCACGCCAUGACAUGCCUCGCUGAUGUCGUCCCCGGUCAGUUGCUAUUUACCUGUGUACGCUUUUUCUCUGUGUGUGGCGGUGUAUUUUAUCCUUGCCCUGCUCCCUGUGUAUAUAUUAACUGAUGUGCCUCUCAACUCUCGAGAUGCACGCUGUGGUGUCUGGGCACAUGUGUGCGUGCGUCUGUUUUCAAGUUUUAUAAAGCGGCAUUGCGCGUUGAUUCCUGUACAUAGAUUGUUUUCGACUCGUCACCGCACAUGCUCUCUGAUACUUCAACAAGGAUAGGUGUUUCGUAACUGGCCAUUCUCGCCGCUCUUGUCCUGCAGCUUCUGGGCACUCUUUACGUUCGAUUUUGAUUUUUUGAGCAAUUUAUAGCAAUAAGGCUUGAUCACACUUUCUAUAUUAACGUUAGGCGUGCGUUUUGCUCUUUGAUCGUGGCAAAGCUAUAUGCGAUCAUUUUUGUAAGGCUAUACAGUAUCCCGUUUCUUAUGCGUACGACCAGAAACCCUGGGAGUACCCAACGGCCGUUUUACCUGUUUCUCUUCUGCGGCCGGUUCAGUUUAUAAUUAUUUAUACCCACUUCUGGUCCCAUGGUGGGCUCGGAAAUUGUGCGGUGUUUGACGAUGUGUCAACUAACGUA
Sycon ciliatum is the source of this 3289-nucleotide messenger RNA. RefSeq names its product rho GTPase-activating protein 44-like. Lineage: Eukaryota; Metazoa; Porifera; Calcarea; Leucosolenida; Sycettidae. Gene Ontology annotation, biological process: signal transduction; regulation of actin cytoskeleton organization; positive regulation of GTPase activity. The record is from RefSeq and is a predicted model, not a curated record. Bases 362 to 2551 code for a protein of 729 amino acids. Gene Ontology annotation, molecular function: GTPase activator activity; protein binding. Gene Ontology annotation, cellular component: cytoplasm; intracellular anatomical structure. The transcript has 17 exons.